Medioppia subpectinata is the source of this 2140-nucleotide messenger RNA. The record is from the annotation of a GenBank genome assembly. NCBI's taxonomy places the organism in Eukaryota, Metazoa, Arthropoda, Arachnida, Sarcoptiformes, Oppiidae.
AUUAUCACAUGUUUUGCAUUGAAUAACAAAAACAAUUCAUUCAAACAAUCACUUCAUUUGAUCCCAAGAUAUGGCACAACAGAUGAAACUCAUGAAGACAUCACUCGAGACCACAGAUGAUCAUAAAAUACAACCGAUAAUGUAUGCGAAGAACUCAAUGGACAGAUUCGGUGACGAUUUGCUUUAGCUAUUAUUGUCACAUUCACACCGCUACUAUUAUCUCUCACUCGAAGAUCGGUUUCGAUGCGAAUGUGUGUCCAAACAGUUCCAGAGGACAGUCUUCGGGAGUGUUGUCGACAUCACUAUUGAUACCAAUUUUAUUAGUAAAAUAAGAAACGAUAAAAAGGAAAUUGAUUUUCAAAUGUUGGCCACAAUUGCCAUAAAAUGUACAAACAUUGAGAUCAUUGACUGUCGAGGAAUGGAACCGAUAUCUCAGAUAUUGUCACCAAUUGUCUCAAUUGGAUGUCCACUCGUUGUUCUAUAUCUUCGACAGGACUUCCGGACAACUAUUGGCAAACAAUUUGCAAAAGACUACCCGGACGACUGUAUGGAUCUGUUGUCCGCAUUUGUGGCACAGAAUCUGUCCCUUAAAAGUGUUGAAGUAAUGAGUGAUGAGUGGAGACAUGAGAAUCACGAAUCGGUGACCGAAAUAUGCGGACAAUUGUCACGAUUAACACAAUUACGGGAUUUGACACUUCAUUUAAGGGUAAAGGAUGAAAACAAUUCAUUGUCUGAGUCUUUGCGUACAAUUGGCUUAAACUGCAAACAAUUGCAACGAUUGACACUUCGUUUGGAUUCCUAUCGUUUGCCAAUCAAUGGCCAGACAUUGGAUUCGUUGAAGAGUUAUCACAAACUAAAACGUUUAGAUUUAACACUAUUUGAGUCAAAUGAUGAUAUAUUGUUGGAACCGUUGAAACUCUGCCACCGAUUAACACAUUUAACACUUGAUAUCUGGGAAAUGAAGACUAAAUUUUUUAUCAAUUGUGAAAAACAUUGGCCACGACUUCAAUACCUAUCAAUCAAAGCUUUAACACUAACUCCCGAGUGGUUGUCACACAUCGCAAGACUACCGGCGCUGCAAACGCUUGUCAUUCACUCCCUUUUGUGGGCAAACAAGGAUGCGGUCAAAGAUCAUGUCUUUGAGGAUCUGUUUUCCAUAAAUAUGGCGCAACAUAUAAAACACACGAAGACAUCACUCGAGACCACAGAUGACGGCAAUGAAGACAAAGACACACAACAGUCUCAAAUCUAUGCAAAAGACUCUUUGGAUCGAUUCGGUGAUGAUUUGUGUGCACUUAUAGUGUCUUAUCUCUCACUCGAAGAUCGGUUUCGAUGUGAAUGUGUGUCCAAACAGUUCCAGAGGACAGUCUUCGAGAGUGUUGUAGACAUCACUCUUAGCGAUGAAUUUAUUAAGAGAUUAUCGAAGGAAAAGAGAAGAGCUAUAGAAAUGGUUGCCAUAAACAACCAAUUAUUGCCCACAUUUGGACCACUGAUUACACGAAUUGACAACAUUUACCUGAAGGAUAAACAAUUGCUCACUCAUUGCCACCGAUUAUCUCAAUUAAGUAUCAAUUCGUUGUCCGAAGUCUUCGACAGCACUUCCAGACAACUAUUGGCGAAGAAUUUGCAGAAAUUUGAAUUUGUUUACGAAUUGACUGAUAAUAAGGAACAGUUGUCUGCAUUCGUGGCACACAAUCAGUCAAUCAAAAGUGUUGACACUUUACCCGAAAUGUGCGGACAAUUGUCACGAUUAACACAAUUACGGGAAUUGAGACUCAGUUUUGGAGUAAAAGAUGGCGAGAACUCAUUGUCUGAAUUAAAACGCUUGCGUUUAGUACUCUAUAUGCCUAUCGAUCAGCAACUGUUGGAACCGUUGAAACUCUGCCACCGAUUAACGCAUUUAACACUCAGUUUACGCCAAAUGAGUGACAAAUUACUGGAUAAUUGUGGUAAACAUUGGCCGCGACUUCAGUACUUAUCCAUCAGUGCUAAUGGCAUGACUCGCGAGUGUUUGGAUCACAUCUCAAGACUACCGGCGCUGAAAAUGCUUUGCAACCCCUCCAUAGAGAACCCUCUCUACAACGAAUACCCCUUCAUAGCGAACGAUUUGAAAUCAUUUGACGGAUUCGCUAUACAUAUA